AUGGAGGAAACUUUUGUACCUCUUGAAGGUAUCAAGAAUGAUCUUAGAGGAAGGUUAAUGUGCUACAAACAAGAUUGGACUAGUGGAAUCAAAGCAGGUGUAAGGAUUUUGGCUCCUACAACAUACAUAUUUUUUGCUUCUGCAAUACCUGUUAUUUCAUUUGGUGAACAGCUUGAGAGAAAUACUGAGGGUGUUUUAACAGCUGUUCAAACGUUGGUGUCAACUUCAAUAUGUGGCAUUAUACACUCAAUCAUUGGUGGUCAACCUUUGUUGAUUUUAGGUGUGGCAGAACCUACUGUGAUCAUGUAUACAUUCAUGUUCAAUUUUGCUAAAGAAAGACCUGAGUUGGGUAGGAACUUGUUUCUUGGAUGGACUGGAUGGGUAUGUGUGUGGACUGCAUUGAUACUAUUCUUACUGGCCAUCUUAGGAGCAUGUUCCAUCAUCAACAGGUUUACCCGAAUUGCUGGCGAGUUGUUUGGCAUGCUUAUUGCAAUGCUUUUUAUGCAGCAAGCUAUCAAAGGACUCGUGGACGAGUUUCGCAUACCGAAGAGAGAAGAUACGAAAUCGAUUGAGUUCUUACCGUCGUGGAGGUUUGCUAAUGGGAUGUUUGCUUUGGUCCUUUCAUUUGGCCUUCUCCUCACUGCAUUAAAAAGCCGAAAAGCUAGAUCAUGGCGCUAUGGCAGUGGUUGGCUUCGUAGUCUUAUAGCUGACUACGGUGUGCCGCUUAUGGUCCUAGUUUGGACAGGUGUAUCCUACAUGCCAACUGCAAGUGUUCCAAACGGUAUUCCAAGACGCCUCUUUAGUCCGAAUCCUUGGUCGCCCGGUGCCUAUGACAAUUGGACUGUCGUUAAGGAUAUGGUUCAAGUUCCUGUUGUUUUCAUAAUCGGAGCAUUUAUACCAGCAACUAUGAUCGCCGUGCUUUAUUACUUCGAUCAUAGCGUUGCAUCUCAGCUUUCUCAGCAAAAAGAGUUCAAUUUGAGAAAACCAUCUUCUUACCAUUAUGAUUUACUCCUUUUGGGAUUUUUGACGUUAUUGUGUGGCCUUAUUGGAAUUCCUCCGGCAAAUGGAGUCAUACCGCAAUCUCCGAUGCAUACGAAAAGCCUCGCAACGCUUAAACAUCAGUUGCUUCGUAACAAACUCGUGAUAACUGCUCGAAAAAGUAUCGGUAAGAAUGCUAGUUUAGGACAGUUAUAUGGCAAUAUGCAAGAAGUAUACCAUCAAAUGCAGACACCUCUUAUUUACCAGGACCCUUCCACUCGAGCACAAGGACUAAAAGAAUUGAAAGAAACAACCAUUCAAGCGGCUACAAGUAUGGGAAGCGUGGACGCCCCGGUUGACGAGUCUAUAUUCGAUGUCGAGAAAGAAAUAGACGACCUGCUACCUGUUGAGGUAAAAGAACAACGCGUCAGUAACUUGCUUCAAUCAGUAAUGGUUGGAGGAUGUGUUGCAGCCAUGCCUAUUCUCAAGAAAAUCCCAACUUCAGUCCUUUGGGGUUACUUCGCAUUCAUGGCAAUUGAAAGUUUACCUGGAAAUCAGUUCUGGGAAAGGAUCUUGUUACUCUUCACCGCACCGAGCAGAAGAUUCAAGGUGCUUGAAGAUUACCAUGCUACUUUUGUCGAAACAGUUCCUUUCAAAACAAUAGCGACAUUCACAAUUUUCCAAACCAUUUAUCUACUGAUAUGUUUUGGACUAACUUGGGUACCUAUUGCUGGAGUCAUGUUUCCUUUGAUGAUCAUGCUCUUAGUUCCGGUUCGACAAUUCUUUCUUCCCAAAUUUUUCAAAGGUGCGCAUCUUCAAGACUUGGAUGCAGCGGAAUACGAAGAGCAAACCGCUUUACCAUUCAACCUUGCAUCGCAAUCGGAGUUUGGAGCUGGUGUUUCUCAUAUUGGAGAAGUCCAAAGAUCAAUAGCUCCACUCCAACACCAAGAAGUGAUCCUAAGAGCCGUCUUAGUCCGCGCGUCUCUUUUAAUUCUCGGGUGGGCGAGCUCACGGCGGAGCAAAGUCCCUCGGUCAGGCGCAAGAGGACCCAAUAGUCCGAUAAUGCCUAGAGAAAUGAGGUUGUCGAAUCGGGGAAUAAGUCCUCUCAAACCUGACUCAAAACAGCAAGACAAAAAAUGA
Molecule: messenger RNA, 2118 nt
Organism: Vicia faba (fava bean)
Lineage: Eukaryota; Viridiplantae; Streptophyta; Magnoliopsida; Fabales; Fabaceae
Source: the annotation of a GenBank genome assembly